AUGGUCACCGUAGUCCGUCAUGCUACCGGUGGUGCGGUCCGGUCCGGAUGGCACAUUCUCCAAGCAGAUGCUGUUCUUGCAUUCUUAAAUGGUAAAUUGCGUGACACGGUAUACAUGCAUCAACCCACAGGAUUCGAAGAAGGAGAACCCGGUACAUUGGUUUGCAAAGUCCUACAAUCACUAUACGGCUUAUCACCUUCUGCUCGCAUCUGGUAUGACACCUUGACGCAGCGUCUUAAAGAGACUGGAUUUCGCGUCUCCACGUACGACCCAGGUUUAUACAUUCACCGUUCUACUCCACAUUUGUAUCUCACCACCCAUGUCGAUGACUUCAAGAUUGUUGCGGAGAGCCGCGAGAUUGCCCAAUCCGUACUUGAUGAGCUCAAAACCAAGUUCGAGAUAAAAGACUUAGGCUCCAUCAAGCAUUAUCUUGGCACUGAUGUGUGUGUGAACGACAAUGGUAUAUUUCUUUCACAACGUCAAUAUGUUGACGAUCUUCUCUCUUCUUUUGGGAUGACCGAUCGGCACCAUCAUUGA
Molecule: messenger RNA, 537 nt
Organism: Aspergillus lentulus
Lineage: Eukaryota; Fungi; Ascomycota; Eurotiomycetes; Eurotiales; Aspergillaceae
Source: RefSeq, a predicted model, not a curated record